AUCGCCAGUUGAAUCCACCAAUAACAUGAGAACACCGGUCUUCCUGCUGGGUGACGUCACACACGCUGCCAAGCGCACUGCGGAAGUCGCCCGCCUGUGUUGGGAGUCUGCAUUGACCUGCGGCAUCAUGACCUGUGUGCAUCUGCUAUUGACUUUAGUCUUUACUGUCAGCCUGGGGACACCUGUGGAGAUUCAUCGGCCUCGAGGAGUGCCAUUGACAAAGAGGCAGUUUUAUGAGGAGAACAAGCCCUUCACUUGUUUAGAUGGAUCUAAGACGAUUCCUUUUGACCGAGUGAAUGAUGACUACUGUGACUGCAAAGAUGGUUCGGAUGAGCCAGGCACCCCUGCUUGUCCGAACGGUAGCUUUCAUUGCACUAACGCUGGAUACAGGCCCACCUUUAUCCCAUCCUCCCGUAUUAAUGAUGGCAUCUGUGAUUGCUGCGACACUACUGAUGAGUACAACAGCGGAGCCAAAUGUGAAAAUACCUGCAAGGAUUUGGGACGUAAAGAAAGGGAGGUUCUUCAGAAGAUGGCUGAGAUCACCAGAGAGGGGUUUUUGCUGAAACGGCAGCUCAUUGAAGAGGCCAAGAAAGGCAAACAAGAAAAACAGGAUAAACUUACUGGAAUGCAGGACAACAAGAAACAGCUAGAUGAGAAAGUUGAAGCAAUGAGGACAGUGAAAGAAACAGCAGAGCAGCCUGAGAAGGAAGCUAAGGAGCGCCACCUCAAGGCCUGGGAAGAGCAAAUGGCAGCUAUUCGCCUAGAGAAAGAUAAAGCCAAAAUGGCAGAAGCCUUCUUGGAACUGGAUGACAAUGCAGAUGGCGUGGUGUCUGUUUCUGAGCUUCAGACUCAUGCAGAAUUGGACCCAGAUGCUGAUGGCACACUAAGUGAAACUGAGGCUCAGGGACUCAUGGGAGGCGCUGACCAGGUGGACACGUCAGCAUUUGAAAGUGUUUGGACCAACAUUAAAGACAAGUACAAAUCAGAGUCUCAGCCUGUGGAAUCUGCCCCAGUGGAGACACCUGGGGAGGAAAUGAAGGAGCCAGUCGGAGACAACGACUCUGAGCCGUAUCCAGAGGAGGACAUCUCUGAGGAAGACGAUGAGGAGGAGGACGAAGAUGAUUAUCAUGAAGAGGAUGAUAAAGUGAGAGCUCCGCCCAGUAUUAGGACUCCAGAGAAGAGUCAGGAGGAUGAAGAAGCCAUGCCUCCUUAUGAUGCUGAAACUCAGGCUCUUAUUGAUGCUGCUCAGAGGGCUAGAGAUGACUUUAAUGAGGCUGAGAAAGCUCUCAAGGAGGCGGAUGAUCAGAUCGGAAAUAUUGAGAAGGAGCUGUCCUUUGAUUUCGGCCCUGAUGCCGAGUUCACUUACAUGUACAACCAGUGCUAUGAGCUGUCCACUAGCGAGUACAUCUACAGACUGUGUCCUUUCAAUCGGGUUUUACAGAAACCCAAGUAUGGAGGCUCAGAGACCAACCUUGGGACAUGGGGAGCUUGGUCAGGGCCUGAAAAUAAUAAAUAUUUGGUGAUGAAAUACGAACAUGGCACCGGGUGCUGGCAGGGUCCAAACCGAUCAACUACAGUGAAGCUGACUUGUGGGAAGGAGACCGUGGUUACCUCCACUUCAGAGCCGAGCCGCUGUGAAUACCUAAUGGAAUUCAUCACACCUGCAGUGUGCCAAGAGACAUCCAACACUGACCCCUCAACACACACUCAUGUGGAGCUUUAGAUUCCACCUGCUGCUCGUCAAUGCAUGGUGUGCAAUGAGAUGCAUACAGAUGUUGUCUUUAAAAGUCUAUUAAAAAUAUGCAACACUGUUUAAGAUUAAAUUACAUGACUUUUUACUAAAUUCCUGGAAUGUGACACAUUUUUCAAUUUUGAUGGGUUAUGAGGUCUCAGCCAGUUUACUGCCUGCUGAAUGCUAAUAGAUUCAGUGUGUCUUUGAGUGCAUUAUGCAAUAUACAUAUAAUCGUGAAUUCAUACCUGUACAUUAGGUUGAUGUAACAUUCCUCCACCUGUUGCUAUAGCAACAUUAGUGUAUGAACUGAUGCACAUAGUGCCGUAUCAUCAGUUUAUGUCCACAAAGUGCAUUGUUAUGUUAUUAAAUUCUUGUUUUUCGCUCUCAUCUUUAGGUUGGUGUGUGGGAACAGUUAAGUUCCUGUUAGCUGUUUAGGAACCUCCUCCAUUAGUUUAGGGUCUACUGUAAUGUUUGUUUUUAUUGAUGUAGUACAAUCUUGUUGCCUCACAUUCCGUGGAUAAUGUUCAAAUAAAUUCAGCUUUACAUUGAA
This is a messenger RNA of Triplophysa rosa, 2282 nucleotides long. It is a transcript of the gene prkcsh, whose product is annotated as protein kinase C substrate 80K-H. The transcript is spliced from 17 exons. Gene Ontology annotation, cellular component: glucosidase II complex. Gene Ontology annotation, molecular function: calcium ion binding. The coding region runs from base 26 to 1723 and encodes 565 amino acids. The record is from RefSeq and is a predicted model, not a curated record. Lineage: Eukaryota; Metazoa; Chordata; Actinopteri; Cypriniformes; Nemacheilidae. Gene Ontology annotation, biological process: N-glycan processing; liver development.